AUGUUGGAUAAGAAAGAGGCCCCAGUUUCCACAGAAACCUUGGAUUCUUCUUCUAUUUCUUCUGAAAAUUUUCCUUCAGUUAAAUAUCAAAGUUUAACAGGAAUGAGUGGUGAAGAUCCAUCAAAAAAGCCUUGUUCAGAAACUCCUAGUUCAAUUUCUUGCGAAAAAUAUGCUGGUGUUGUUGAUAUUUCAUCAAAUACUUUAGAUAAUGAGAGAUCUGAUUUUUUAUCAUGUCAAAUUUCUAGUAAACAAUUAUUUACUCCAAAGCCUCUAUCUGAGCCUAGUUUUUUGAAUCUUGUGCCUCAUGAUGAAUUGAUCCGCUUUGUAAGUGAUUUUUUGUUUCAUAAUUGUAUUACGGAAUCUUUAAAAUAUGUUGAAAUUGAAGCUAAAAUUGGUCAUAUUGUGGAUGUUAUUACAGGAGAGAGGCUUUGGCUUCCCGUUCUAACAGAAACAAUUAUUAAUAGUAAUGAAUUGAAAAUUAAAUUUGAGUCAAAUAUGACAGAAUUACAACAUAAAUAUUUUAAUCGCUUUUUAAAUGCAUCAUUUGAAAAAUCUCAGAUAAAGAAUAAAGGGCAACCUAGAGUCCCGAUGAAAUAUAAACAUACAAAAGAGAUAGAUAAGUUUUACAAUAAUUUGUCGCUUGGCCAAGGUUUUCAGAAUAGAGUUCGAAUAACGACAGAUAAAAAGACGGGCCAAAUCAUUUCACGAUUGAUUAAAACAAGAGUCGCAAGCCUAAAUAUAUUUAGUCCAAGAACUCAAUUUGAUUGGAGGCUUAGUGUGAAUAUUGAAAUGCCAUUUGAGCCACGGCCUUUAGGCGCUCUUGUUAUGGAAAGAGAUAAAGAUCGAUUAAGUUAUGUGCAUCAAUUUUGCCAGAUUGAUUUAUCACAAGUUAUUUCUGAAAAUGGUUCUAAGACACACGAACUAGAAGUGGAAUUAUUAGAUAUUGAUGAACUAAAAAAACAUGGAAAUGCAGCAAGUCAUGGACAACCUAAUAAUUUCGAAAACAUUGUACGUAUAUUUGUAGAUAAUGUGCGUAUAUUAGUUCGACAAAAUAUUACAAAUACUCAUUAA
This is a messenger RNA of Pneumocystis murina B123, 1071 nucleotides long. RefSeq lists its product as hypothetical. The record is from RefSeq and is a predicted model, not a curated record. Bases 1 to 1071 code for a protein of 356 amino acids. Gene Ontology annotation, cellular component: mRNA capping enzyme complex. Gene Ontology annotation, molecular function: polynucleotide 5'-phosphatase activity. Lineage: Eukaryota; Fungi; Ascomycota; Pneumocystomycetes; Pneumocystales; Pneumocystaceae. Gene Ontology annotation, biological process: polynucleotide 5' dephosphorylation; 7-methylguanosine mRNA capping. The transcript has 7 exons.